Messenger RNA from Notothenia coriiceps (black rockcod), 421 nucleotides. RefSeq names its product polycystic kidney disease protein 1-like 2. The transcript is spliced from 4 exons. NCBI's taxonomy places the organism in Eukaryota, Metazoa, Chordata, Actinopteri, Perciformes, Nototheniidae. Gene Ontology annotation, cellular component: membrane. The coding region runs from base 5 to 382 and encodes 125 amino acids. Gene Ontology annotation, molecular function: calcium channel activity. The record is from RefSeq and is a predicted model, not a curated record. Gene Ontology annotation, biological process: detection of mechanical stimulus.
CGAGAUGGUCUUCAGCAGCCACUUGGCCUACUGCCCCCCUCCCGUAAAGAAGAGGAAGAAGAAGGCAACCUGCUGGCUGCCCUGGUGGUGUGUGUUCCUGGGCUGGUUCCUGCUGCUGUCCAUCAGUGGAAUAUCCACUUUCUUCACCCUAUUGUACGGCUUGGAUUAUGGCAGAGCGAAAUCCAUCAAGUGGGUCAUGUCUCUGGGCCUCUCCCUCUUCCAGAGCAUCUUCAUACUGCAGCCUCUCAAGGUGUUAGGAAUUGCUGUGUUUUUUGCCCUGCUGCUGAAACCUGUAGCUGUGGAGGAAUCUGAGGAAAUCGAGCAGUUGAAGUUAGAGCAACAAAUCAAGUGUGGUCGCUACUCUGGCAGACACUCACUGUGAGGAGGCUGCAUUAAGCGAGAGAAGCUGUUUUUCUUCUGG